UUUUGAGUUUUUAUCAGUUCCUUGCAAAACACGUGCAUUCGUAGAUAAUUGAUAAUUCUGUCGGCUUCAUUCAAAAUUUAAUUCAAAUCAAGCUAUUCAAAACAAAAUUUUGAGUUUUGAGUGACAAACGUCAGUCUUCCGUUAAUGAAAUAAUUUUAAAUAAAAUGACGAAUAGAAAAAAAAGUAUUCAGAAACUGGUCAAAGAGAACUUUUCCAAAAAAGAUAACUUCGAUGACGAUGUUCAUGAAGAAGAUAAUCUAGUGAAGCGUGCGGUUGAUGAUUUGCUCGACGAAAACGACGUCGAAGAAUUUCCAGCGAACGACGCAUUCAACAAUUUCAGCGUUUUCAAAAGUAAAUCAUUUCCAGCGGAUGGUGUUUUAUCAUCGAAAACCUACCGAGGGAAAAGUGUCUCUCGCAAAUCAUUCGAAGAAAAUUCUGAAAGUGAAGAUGAUGACGACGAAGAUGUUAGUGACGUUAGCGAAUCUUCGGAAAUCGAGACCGUGUCGAAAAAAACAAAGCGAGUUACUUUUGCUGAACCAUCGAGCGAAAAUGACGAAUCACUGAGUGCGGAUGACGGUGACAGUGAAGAAAUCGAUGGAGCAGAGGAUGAAGGAGACUCAGAGAUGAGUGAAGUUGAUGAAGAAGAUGGAGAAUCGGAUUCAGAAAAUGAUAGUGAUGAUGGCGCAGAAGAUGAAUCUGUGGAAGAUGAAAGUGAAGUUGAAGAUGAUAUUUCGGAUAAUGAAGCUAUAGAUGCGUCAUUUGUGUACUCAAAAGCCGUUCGUGAUGAAUCUAGUGAUAAAGAAAAAGGAGAAGCUGUGCGGGUACAACUCAAUUUAUGCGAAUCACUGCUCGAAAGUAGGAUAACGCUGCAGAAAGCGUUAUUCGCUGCAAAUCAAUUGCCUAAACCAUCAAAGUAUGAAGAAAUGUGGGCAGAAUUUUCGGAAGACGAGAAGAAUACCGUAAUUCAGUGCCGUGAAAGUGUUUGGGAUUUACUGGAAAAUUUCAUUCGUUUACAAUGCAAAUUCAGACAAAAAUGCCCAGAAUUUUUGGAAACAUUAAAUGAAUCGGCUAGAAAAGAAUUCGAAGAAGAAGUAGAAGACUCAGAGCCAAAAAUUAAAAGAAGAAAACUAACGGAGUAUCCGUUAGUUUUGGAUAAAUUACAUAAUCAAUAUAAACCAUACAGGAACGCAGUUAUUCAGAAAUGGAAUGAUAGAACGAAAAUAGCGAGUGGAAAAUUAGCAAAAACCAAUUUUUCUGCGUUCGAUGUUCCUAUUGUUAAACAAAUUGAGCAAAUUUUUGAGGAAAAACAUCGUUUAAUCGAAAAAACUUGCAUUAAACGUGCUGAUUAUAAAAUUAUUGGCAAUGAAGAAAUUUCUGACCAUAAUGAGAAUAGCAAAUCUUCGAGUGCUGACCAUGAUGAAGAAAUAUUUGAUGAUGACGACUUUUAUCAUAAAUUAUUGAGAGAUUAUAUCGAAAGAAAAACCGCUGAUGUCUCAGAUCCGACGCAGCUAGGAAGGAAAUGGAUUAAACUUCAAAGUCUUAGAAGUAAAAUGAAGCGAAAAAUAGAUACACGGUGUACUAAAGGACGUAAAAUAAAAUUUGAUCCUCAUCCGAAGUUAGUUAAUUUCAUGGCUCCUGUUACCAAUAAUCGAUGGACCGAUACAGCUAUAAAUGAAUUGUUUAAUUCUGUUUUUGGUAAUAAAUUAAUAAAUACGUGAUUUUUA
Messenger RNA from Planococcus citri (citrus mealybug), 1724 nucleotides. RefSeq names its product protein AATF-like. Gene Ontology annotation, cellular component: nucleolus; nucleus. The record is from RefSeq and is a predicted model, not a curated record. The transcript is spliced from 8 exons. Lineage: Eukaryota; Metazoa; Arthropoda; Insecta; Hemiptera; Pseudococcidae. The coding region runs from base 165 to 1718 and encodes 517 amino acids.